UAAUUUUGCUGUACACGGUACCGAAUAACAGCAACAUCGAGACAAGAACACAUUGCGCAAACAUUUCGAGUGAUCUAACGCGGAGAACUGAACAUUUUGUUCAAUUCAAUUCAAGACCCGAUCUCCUCCUUCGAUCCUCCUUGACUUUGUCAUUGGUAACCCGUUAUUUCGCAACUGUAUCUCAAAUCGUUUGUAAUUCACGAUGCACGUUAUUUUUGACAUCUUCACCAUCUAUACAAUUAACGGUAGACUUGUUACAAUCGCCAAAGUGACAUGUGUGCCAAAUUUCAAUGUCAUUGUCGUGUGAUUAUGUUUUAAUUAUAUCGCAAGGAAAUUCUAAGUUAGUCGAUUGAUGGCGGAACACAAUACAGUCCCAUUCGUCGACAACAGCGACAGUUCAGGCUGGUCGUCGGAAUCCGAUAAAGCUGAUUCAAAGGAAAGAACCAAGAAACUGUCAAAAUUGUCCAGCAAAAGCACCGUGGUCGAGACCGUACACAAAAAAAAGAAGAAGGGCGUGAUUUCGGUGUGUUUAACAAAUUGCAGGUAUGAGGUUAUUAGAAAGACUGCACAGAAAUUUGGAUAUAAGGAAGUGGCGGAGGGUGAAAAUUGGAAUAUGUAUUGGACUGACUUAUCAAUCACUAUAGAAAAAUGUAAGGAUAUGAAGCGCUUCCAGAAGAUCAAUCACUUUCCAGGAAUGUUGGAGAUAUGCCGAAAAGACCUACUUGCCAGAAAUUUAAACCGAAUGUUGCGAUUAUAUCCAAAAGAAUAUAAUUUUUUUCCUAAAACAUGGUGUUUUCCAGCUGACCUUGGUGAUGCAUUAACCUACAGCAGAGUACGCAAGAACAAGACAUUCAUCCUCAAGCCCGACACUGGUAGUCAGGGCAGAGGAAUUGUUAUUACUAAAAGUUUAAAGGAAGUUAGACCCUACGAUAAAGGUAUUUGUCAAGUUUAUAUCACCAGACCCUAUUUAAUAGAUGGUUACAAAUUCGAUCUACGUGUAUACGUAUUGAUAACUUCAUGCGACCCUUUGAGGAUUUACAUUUACAAUGAAGGACUGGUCAGAUUUGCUACGAGUCGUUAUAAAGAACCAAACGGAGUGAACAUUACCAAUGUUUUUAUGCAUUUAACAAACUACGCGGUAAACAAACACAGCAGAACUUACAACCAGGAUACUGAAGGUGGUAGCAAAAGAAGAUUGUCCUGGUUUAACGGAUUUUUAAGAACCUUAAAACACGACGUGGAUGGACUCUGGUAUAGAAUCGACGAUGUGAUCAUUAAAACUAUCAUAAGCGCCUGGCCAGUCCUCAGACACAGCUACGCAGCGUGUUUUCCUAAUCACGAUAUUGUGCCGGCUUGUUCUGAGUUGCUUGGGGUAGAUAUAAUUCUGGACAGAAAGCUAAACCCUCAAAUAUUAGAAGUCAAUCAUUCGCCUAGUUUUCAUACUGAUACAAUUUUGGACAGUGACGUCAAAGAAAAUUUAUUAAACGACAUGUUUGCCAUGAUGAACCUUGAAUAUUGUGAUAAAAGAAAAAUAAUGCGCGAAGACAGAAAAAAGGUACGCGAAAGAUUGUUGCACGGCGCUGUAAAAGAGUCCUUGCAUAGCGAGAAAAAAUUUACUGAUUAUUGGAAAUUAGAACAUCAAAAUAGAGGCGGGUUCCGCUUAGUUUAUCCGUCUGCCGCUACUGAACACGUUUACAAAAAAUUCUUUGAGCAAGGACAGUGCUCUUUGUUCAAUGACACUGCAGCAAGUAGGGCCAGAGAAGCCGCACAGAACGCGAUGCGUGACGAGAUGGUGCUCAAAGCAAAAGUGGAAGCUGCCAAAAGAAUAAACUCACAAAAGCCGGCUAGACCAUUAGAAGUUAAGAGCAGAUCCCAAAUCAGAAGUUUGGAACCGUCAUUCUACAUGAGUUCCAAGUGUAGUUCAAAUUCCUUCGAACCACAAAUGAUUGUGGAGGCUGAAGAAAGGGACAGGUUGCAAAGAAUGGCGCAAAGGGAAUACUUGGUAAGAAGUAACGGAGUUAUGGAGCAUGUUUACUUUUCGAUGAAGCGGAAUGGGGUUUUGAGACCGCAGGAUGAGAGAAAGUUCGCGAUUUUUGACAAAAUUCGAAGUUCAGGGGAGCCCCAAACAAUUUUAGGUGCAAAGACCAAUAAACCGGCAAUUAGCGAAUUGUUGGAGAACAUCCAAAGUAGCAAUGGAUCCGGAGAACUUAUCCGCAAAGAAAUUUUAUUCCCAUAAUUGUAUCUGUCUGGUAGUUGAUAUUAAAGCAUAUUAGUUUUGUCUUAGUAUUUAAUAAAUUGUUAUUGAAAGGG
Molecule: messenger RNA, 2310 nt
Organism: Aethina tumida (small hive beetle)
Lineage: Eukaryota; Metazoa; Arthropoda; Insecta; Coleoptera; Nitidulidae
Product: tubulin polyglutamylase ttll6-like
Exons: 1
Coding region: 353-2236 (627 amino acids)
Biological process (GO): microtubule cytoskeleton organization; protein polyglutamylation
Cellular component (GO): cilium
Molecular function (GO): tubulin binding; tubulin-glutamic acid ligase activity
Source: RefSeq, a predicted model, not a curated record